This is a messenger RNA of Argiope bruennichi, 2159 nucleotides long. RefSeq names its product cytochrome P450 18a1-like. The record is from RefSeq and is a predicted model, not a curated record. The transcript is spliced from 8 exons. Gene Ontology annotation, cellular component: cytoplasm; intracellular membrane-bounded organelle. Bases 449 to 1963 code for a protein of 504 amino acids. Gene Ontology annotation, molecular function: heme binding; iron ion binding; oxidoreductase activity, acting on paired donors, with incorporation or reduction of molecular oxygen, reduced flavin or flavoprotein as one donor, and incorporation of one atom of oxygen. Lineage: Eukaryota; Metazoa; Arthropoda; Arachnida; Araneae; Araneidae. Gene Ontology annotation, biological process: xenobiotic metabolic process.
GCCUUGGAUGAGCUGACCAUGACAGCAAUAGGCUCUACGCAAAUUUCUCAACCAAUCAAUCUUUUUUGAGCUCAUUGUACAUAUACGGAGGGUCGGGAGAACAAGAACAUCACGAAUAGCUCGUGCUGUUGGGUGAAAUAAAAAGAACUAAGAUUAUUUUAAAAACAAUUGUCAACCCUAACGACAUCGCAUGUUUGCAUAUCUACAUUUGAGUUAGAUUGAUUCUUACGUCCAAAUAUCAAUAAGUCAUUAUCAUAUUCAAACUUUAAUAGCAAGGGAACAAUUAUAGUGGAUAAAGAAAAAACUUAUUAGUCUCUCUGAGCUGAUAAUAAAAUAUUUUUCGAUCCUGAGAAAAGAUGCCAAGAAAUCCAUCAGGACCUAGCUAGUAGCAAGUUUGUCACGGAAGAAAUAUUAAAUAAAUAUAUCUUAAGCCCUUUUGAAAUUUAAAAUGAAAAUCAGUGUUGAAAAAUUAACACUUUUGGUUAAGACGCACCAAUAUGAGAUUUUUCUUGGAUUGUGUGCCUUAUUUUUGGCGUACGUCAUUGCGCUGGUGAUAAAGAAAUUUAGAAGUAAUCUUCCCCCAGGACCGAUGGGAUUGCCAAUUAUUGGAUACCUUCCUUUUCUGACGAAAGAACUGCAUCUGGAUUUUAUGAAAUUAGGCCAGAAAUAUGGAGAUGUUUUCAGUGUGAGAUUAGGAUCUCAAGACAUCGUUAUACUGCAUGGAGGAGAUGCCAUAAAAGAAGGAUUUAACAAACCCGAAUUGCUGGGCAGACCGCCAAACUGUGCCUUAGAGAAAUUUAGUCCACAAAGUGCAUUUUUCAGUAGUCAUUUUCAUCUCUGGAAAGAACAACGCAGAUUCGUGGUGCAAUCCAUGAAGGAUCUCGGUCUUGGCAAAACGAAAAUUGAGGAAGCCGUGAUGGAUGAAAUCAAUCAUUUCAUGGACGUCUUAAGAAGUUAUAAAGGUCAACCAAUAGAUGUCAAAGAACCUUUGUCUCCCAGCAUGUCCAACAACAUCUGCGCUUUGGUCUUCGGAAAGCGAUUCGAAUACGAUGAUCCCGAACGUCAGUUCUUGGACAAGAACAUCGACGAAAUAUUCGAAUAUUUUUCUCAGAUUUCUCUGGAUGUGGUGUUUCCCUGGUUGUAUUACGUUCCUUUUGUUAGUAAACUUAUAAAAUCUGAUAAAUCAAGGAUUGCCUUCCAAAAUUAUAAAAGAUUUUUUCAGAAGGAAUUAACUGAGCAUUUAAAAACUUUCGAUCCUUCUCACGCACGAGAUUUCAUAGACAGAUAUUUAAUAGAAAUAGAAAUACAGAGAGCAAAAAAUCCCAACACUACUUUCAAUCAUAAUAUGUUAAUGAACAAUGCCAUAGACCUGUUCGACGCUGGUAGUGAAACUGUCCGAACUUCGAUUCAUUGGUUCAUAUACGUCAUGGCUGCCUUUCCUGAUGUUCAGAAGAAAGUUCAAAAAGAGAUAAUGGAGGUGAUAGGUUCAGAAAAGACACCAGAAUACAUGGAUAUGAGAAAUAUGCCCUAUACACAUGCGGUCAUGUUGGAAAUAAUGAGAUGGAAAACUAUAGUUGCGCUAAAUCUAGUGCAUUAUGCUCUGGAGGAUGCUACGGUGGGGGGAUACACUAUACCAAAGGGAACGACCGUAAUCGCCAACUUCUGGGCCGUUCACCACGAUCCAAGAUAUUGGGACGAACCAGAGGAAUUCAAACCGGAAAGAUUUCUCAGCAAAGAUGGCAAGUCUGUGGUAAAGCAGAGCUACUUCAUGCCGUUUUCCUUAGGACGAAGAGUGUGUCCGGGUGAAUCCAUGGCUUAUUUGGAAAUGUUCCUGUACUUUACUUCUAUUCUACGAGAAUUCGAUAUAGUCUUCCCUGAUGGUACAAAGCCAACUUUCGAUGCGAAAUAUAUCGUCACCUACAGGCUGGAUCCCUAUCUGGUGCGAUUCAUCCCAAAGAAUUAACAUAUAGUGAUAUGAGAAGAUAAUAAAAUGUACUAAGAUGAUCUUUUUAGAGAAACUGUGCAUAAAAACUUAUCUACCUUAUUUUUUGUAAAAAUGCAGCAAUGUAUAAUGUCUUCAAACAUGUAUGCAGCUUAUAAUGUCCCAUCAUCCAUGUAUUUCAAGUAAAAAAAUAAAAAUCGUAAGCAAAAAUAAAUAA